AUGUUGGAUAUUUAAGCAAAAACAAAUAAAGAAAUUUGGUAAGCCAAGAAAUUAUUGUACGAAAGUGAUGGAAAUACUAAAAAGAGUUUGAUCAUAAAUUUAAUUGCAUUAGUAAAAUAAAACACAAGAAUGUUAGGGAUUAUUAUUUAUUUUACUAUUUUACAGUAUUAUAGGAUCUGAUGAUAAAUGGACUUGUGAAAUUGAAUCAGCAAAUAACAGUAUGAAAUAAUCUUAUUAAUGAUAGAGGGUCAUUAUAUUUGUGUUGAAAUGAGAAGAACAAUGAAUUGUAAAACUAUUAGUGGUCCUAUAAGGUCAGAAAUAUUUUUGAAAGUUAAAUAAGAUCUUCAAGCUAGUGCUAUUGUAUGAGAUUUAAAAUUGAUUAAAGAUUGAAUGCCCAUGGGAAAUAGCUAUUUCAGAAAUAAGAUUAUGUUUUAUAUUACUUUCUAUAUCAAGUGUACUUAUUGGAAUUUAUGCAUUACGAAAAUCAAAUAAAAAAUAUGGAGAGCUUAGUUUUUAAAUAGGAAUAGCAUUUGCUGUUUUAUUAGUAUUAAUAUCAAUUAAUAUUUAAGCUGAUUUCUGCAUACUUUGAUUAUGUUUCAAUAAAAACUUCAUAAAUAAAUAAUUAUAAUUUAUGUAAUUUAUAAGAGGAAUUUCAAAUUGAAGAAAAAAUGAAAGUAAUCAAAUAUUAAAACAUUUAGGGAUAAAUGGAAUGUUAAUUCUCUUUUUAUAAUUUUACAGUUAUUCUAGAAAUUGCAUGUGCAAUUGUUUUAGUUGUGAAUUCUAUAUAUAUAAAUUAAUGGAGAUAUAAUUAAAUAACAGAAUUGAAUGAUUAAUUGUGA
This is a messenger RNA of Paramecium sonneborni, 839 nucleotides long. The record is from the annotation of a GenBank genome assembly. NCBI's taxonomy places the organism in Eukaryota, Ciliophora, Oligohymenophorea, Peniculida, Parameciidae.